Labrus bergylta (ballan wrasse) is the source of this 1716-nucleotide messenger RNA. It is a transcript of the gene b3galnt2, whose product is annotated as beta-1,3-N-acetylgalactosaminyltransferase 2. Gene Ontology annotation, cellular component: Golgi membrane. The record is from RefSeq and is a predicted model, not a curated record. Lineage: Eukaryota; Metazoa; Chordata; Actinopteri; Labriformes; Labridae. Gene Ontology annotation, molecular function: hexosyltransferase activity; UDP-glycosyltransferase activity.
GCGGUGGUGUGAGCCCGGCGGAGGACUCUGGGAAGCAGCUCACACACCGAACAGAGUCCGCGGCAGGAAGAGGCUCCAUGAGGAGGCUCGGUCUCGCUCUGCUGUCCUGCGCCGUCGCCGUCCUGGUUCACCUGUGGGUGGCUCACCGACCCUCCUCCACCCCGCUGGACAACAACACACACUCGGAUGUGGCGUUCCCUUUCUUUGAAGUUCUGGUGGGAGUGCUGUCAGCGAGACAUCAUCAUGAACUGCGCCGAGCCAUAAGAGAUACCUGGCUGGGUUACCUGCGAGACCACGCCCACUUUCAGCACAGGGUGGGGGUGAAGUUCAUCGUGGGGAAUCAUGGGUGUGCGAUCCCCGAGGAGGACCGAGAGGAUUCGUACUCCUGCUCUCUCCUCAACUUCAGCGAGCCAGCAGGGCGCCAUGCAGAGACGGAGAUCGUGACGGUGUCUGACCCCUCGCUGCUCGCCCCCUCCGACGUGUCCGCCAUCGCCCUGGACUUCAAGGUGCUCCACCCGAUGGUCAUCACACGGCUCGGCGUGUUUCCCAGCGGGACGCGGCCCGAGCUUCAGAACAACGUGACAGUGAAGCUUCUGCAGCUGGACCAGGAGGAGGCCGUGGUCACCGCUCGUUUCAGCGCCAUCAGCACGGGCACGCUGGUGAAAGGCGUUUGGUACAAACCUGUGGAGCAGUUCAUCCUGCCCAAGGGUUUUGAAGGGACCCUGGUCUGGGAGAAUCUGGACUCUGCAGGUCUGAGCACGCUGACCUCGCCGUCUGUGCAGCUGAACGACGGCGGUGGUGUCCUGAAGAUCUCCUCGAUCGCUGACGGUCUGUUACCUCAUCGCAGCGCCAGAGGAUUCCCGGGUCUCGCUGGAGGAUUCACCUUCACGGUCUACGAUGAAGACGGGUUGUCAGCGCUCCUGCGAGGUCGCCCGGGCCGGAUGGAGCGACACGCCUCCAUGCUGAGGCGGGAGGACGCCGCCCUGCAGGAGGAGAGCGAGCGGCACGGUGACAUGGUGUUUGUAGACGUGGUCGACACCUACAGGAACGUUCCUACCAAACUGCUGCAGUUCUAUAAAUGGUCUGUGGGAAACGCCGACUUUAACCUGCUGCUGAAGACGGACGAUGAUUGUUACAUCGACGUGGACUCGGUGUUGAUGAAGAUCGACCACAAACGUCUCAGACGCAGAAACUUCUGGUGGGGGAAUUUCAGGCAGAGCUGGGCCGUGGACCGCAUUGGGAAGUGGCAGGAGCUGGAGUACCCGAGUCCGGCGUACCCGGCGUUCGCGUGCGGCUCCGGCUACGUGGUCUCUCGAGACCUGGUCGAGUGGCUCGCCAGCAACGCAGAUCAGCUGAAGGCGUACCAGGGAGAAGACGUCAGCAUGGGGAUCUGGAUGGCCGCCGUCGGACCGCAGAAAUAUCAGGACUCAGCCUGGCUCUGUGAGAAGGAGUGUUAUUUGGACAUGUUGUCGUCCCCCCAGCACUCGGCUGAGGAGCUGCAGCUCCUCUGGGACCGGAGGGGGGUCUGUGGUGACCCCUGUGGCUGUCACUGAAUCAGUCAGCAGGGGGUGCACUCACCACUCGUCUGUUUGUUCGGGGGGUUCAGACUGCUCUCCGUUAUUGUUCAGGGAUCUUUGAAACGUUUUGAAAGUUUAAAGAUUGUUUUUAACUGAAACUUCACAGAAAGUAUCAGAGAAUAAAACUUCAGCUUCACAA